Molecule: messenger RNA, 2040 nt
Organism: Salvelinus namaycush (lake trout)
Lineage: Eukaryota; Metazoa; Chordata; Actinopteri; Salmoniformes; Salmonidae
Product: ras and EF-hand domain-containing protein homolog
Exons: 15
Coding region: 36-1856 (606 amino acids)
Molecular function (GO): GTPase activity; GTP binding
Source: RefSeq, a predicted model, not a curated record
UCCUGUUUGGCCAGAGGAUCUCUGCAACAGAGGGGAUGGGGGAGGCCAGCCCCAUUGCCAAGGAACCCACUCAGGGUCCUCCAGGCGCCCUGUACCAGACCCAGUGGGAGGAGAGGUUGGUGGACAGCGAGGACGAGGAGGAGAAGCACUUCUGCAUGCUAAUGGAGAGCUUGGGAGCCAGCAAUGUCUUUGAGGACCCUGGUGAGGUGCGUAGUCUUUGGGCACAGCUGAGGAGGGACGAGCCGCACCUCCUGUACAACUUUGAGGAGUUCCUGGCCAGAGUAAUUUUACAGAUCACAGGGGCCAACCAGGAGAGGAUGGAGAUGGAGAGCGCCCUUAAAAGAAAAUCAGCAACACAUGACGAUGAGAUCCAUCGCUUAUAUGAAGAAAUGGAACAGCAAAUCAAAAAUGAGAAGGACAGGAUCUUACUGCAGGACUCUGAGCGCUUCCUGUCUAGGAGUCAGGAUCUGGAGGAUCAGCUGUCCAGUAAGGAAAGGGAGCUGAAUCAGAUCUUCCAGAAACAGAGGAGGUGGGAGCAUCAGUGCCGGGAGCUGCACAGCGAGCAGCACGUGACCAAGGUGGAGAACGUGGCGCUGAAGCAGACCAAUGAGGAGCUGGCCCAGGAGCUGGAGCACACCAGUCAGGAGCUGAGCCUUGCCCAGGAGCAGCUGGUCCUCCUGCAGGAGCAGUCCUCACACCUGAACCAGGAGAGGGAGAUGGAGAUGUACCGGGUCACAGAGGGAUUGCAGAGGGAGCAAGCGAGCCUGCUGAAACAACUUGACCUGCUGAGGGAAAUGAACAAGCACUUACGAGAUGAGCGAGACAUGUGCUCUUAUCAAAAACUGAGGAAUACUGUUAAAAAUCCUGCUUGCAACCCGAGGCCUGGAUCAAAAACUCUGAAUCCCUUUGACAGAAAGGCCUUUAGUGAGGAUGAGGAGGUAGUGCUCCCCCACUCUAAGAGGAAGAGUCCGGGUGGAGUGAAUGGCUACAGCCUGGAGGACGUGGUGGAUUCCAGACCCCUCCAGAGGAUCAUCUCCAUAGAGGAGGACCACCUACCCCAGCUCCUUCAGGAUAACUACCAGACUCAGCUCUGGGAGUGGCAUGAGGAGGCCGAGGAGGAAGAGCACAUAGAGCUACAGAUGACCUCUAUAAAUCCUCCCAGUUCUCCAACGAUGGAGCAGCAGCCAGUUGACACCAGAGAGACAGAGAUGCCUACAUCUCCCAGGGGCCAGCCUGUCGGAAAGGAGACUAUGGGGAAUGAGGAGGUUGCAGCGUUGGCCCCAGACCGCCUGUUUAAGAUCGUCCUGGUGGGCAACUCCAGUGUGGGGAAGACCUCCCUCCUCAGGCGGUUCUGUGAUGACUGCUUUUACCCAGGCACCUCUGCCACCGUCGGCAUAGACUACAGUGUGAAGACAAUACGGGUGGACAACAGCCAGGUGGCGCUGCAGAUGUGGGAUACAGCAGGACAGGAGAGGUAUCGCAGCAUCACCAAGCAGUUCUUCCGCAAGGCUGACGGUGUGAUAGUCAUGUAUGACAUCACUGCUGAGCAGAGUUUUACCGCAGUGAGGCAGUGGCUGACCAGUGUACAGGAGGGGGCUGGCGAGGACAUUCCCAUCAUGCUGCUGGGGAACAAAAUGGACAGGGGGAGUGAGCGGAAGGUUCAGACGAGAGUGGGUGAAAAAUUAGCCAAGGACUGCCAGUUGAUUUUCUACGAGUGCAGUGCUUGUUCCGGACAAAACGUGGUAGACUCAAUGGUAAAUUUGGCAAGAAUUCUGAAAGAGCAGGAGGACAGAGAGAAAGAGAAAACGAUCCAUCUGGUGAACAGCCCUUCACAGAAGAAGAGGUCCUGCUGCUAGCAACAAAAUGGCUAUUAGUUACUGUCUUCACAACACCAUAGUGUACCUGUUCAGAUGUUCACUGUACAUUUUAACCUCCGGUCCUUAGGAACUCAAGGAUCUAUAGCACAAUGCAGUUGAUGUCGGAAGUUCACAUACACCUUAGCCAAAUACAUUUAAACUCAGUUUUUCACAAUCCCUGACA